Molecule: messenger RNA, 6695 nt
Organism: Ailuropoda melanoleuca (giant panda)
Lineage: Eukaryota; Metazoa; Chordata; Mammalia; Carnivora; Ursidae
Gene: ZNF638
Product: zinc finger protein 638
Exons: 30
Coding region: 417-6440 (2007 amino acids)
Cellular component (GO): nucleus
Molecular function (GO): zinc ion binding; RNA binding
Source: RefSeq, a predicted model, not a curated record
CGCGCAUGCGUGCAGCUCUCUGGAGGCGGUAGCUUCUUCGGCGUCGAGACUGGAGGCUGAGUGCUAAACUGUGUGGGGCGCAAAUGGGAUCCGGCUGUUAGUCGGGUAGGCAUAGUAACAAAGCAUGAAAUAAAUCCCCAGUGUUUUUCAAGAUUAUUUAAAAGGAUUUAUAAUUACCGCUCAGCACCUAGGACAGCACCCAAUGCAACACUUUCUUUGUGUUAUUCUUGGAAAAUUUCGCACCACUUGUGAAUUCCUUGAACCUGGGCAUUGCAAACCCACUUCUGUUGGGCCCAUCUCCUUUGCACUUUGCUCAGAUUAAGACUCAGUUGGCGCUUCAGCAGCUGAAUGCCGUUGCCUCACAUAGUUCAACACCACCUUAUACUUUAUUAAAUCAGGCUUUCUUGAAAAUAGCCAUGUCGAGACCCAGGUUUAAUCCUCGAGGAAACUUUCCACUUCAGAGGCCACGAGCACCUAACCCUUCUGGGAUGAGGCCUCCAGGACCAUUUAUGAGGCCUGGAUCCAUGGGUCUUCCAAGAUUUUACCCAGCAGGGAGAGCCCGUGGAAUUCCACACAGAUUUGCUGGCCAUGAAUCUUAUCAGAACAUGGGACCACAGAGAAUGAAUGUUCAGGUAACUCAACACCGAACUGAUCCAAGAUUGACCAAAGAAAAAUUGGAUUUUCAUGAAGCACAACAAAAGAAGGGGAAGCCUCAUGGCAGCCGGUGGGAUGAUGAGCCUCAUAUAUCUGCAUCAGUGGGAGUGAAACAAAGUUCUAUAACACAGGUUACAGAGCAGAGUCCUCAAGUGCAGAGUCGCUAUACAAAAGAGAGUGCCUCAAGUAUCUUAGCAAGUUUUGGAUUAUCUAAUGAAGACUUAGAAGAACUCAGUCGCUAUCCUGAUGAACAGCUAACUCCUGAAAAUAUGCCGUUAAUUUUGAGGGAUAUAAGAAUGCGAAAAAUGGGGCGCCGAUUACCCAAUAUACCUUCUCAGAGCAGAAAUAAAGAAACGCUUGGUAAUGAGGCAGUUUCGAGUAAUGUGAUUGAUUAUGGGCAUGCAAGCAAAUAUGGCUACACAGAAGAUCCACUUGAAGUACGUAUUUAUGACCCUGAAAUUCCAACAGAUGAGGUCAAGAAUGAAUUUCGGUCACAGCAGAGCAUUUCUGCAUCUGUUCGCACUCCAAAUGUGAUAUGUAAUUCUAUGUUUCCUGUUGAAGAUGUGUUUCGACAGAUGGACUUCCCCAGUGAGUCCUCUAAUAAUCAGUCCUUUUUUCCAGUUGAGAGUGGAACUAAGAUGUCAGGCUUACACAUUUCAGGAGGACAGUCAGUCCUUGAACCUGUAAAAUCCGUCAGUCAAUCCAUUAGCCAAACAGUUAACCAGACAAUGAAUCAGUCUCUUAUUCCUCCAUCUAUGAACCAGCAGCCUUUUUCAUCAGAAUUAAUUUCAGCUGUAAGCCAGCAGGAGCGGAUCCCACAUGAACCUGUGAUUAAUUCAUCUAAUGUACAUGGAUCAGGAGGAAGUAAAAAGAAUUACCAGUCAGAGGCUGACAUUCCCAUUCAGUCGCCCUUUGGGAUUGUGAAAGCAUCAUGGUUACCAAAGUUUUCACAUGCUGAUGCCCAGAAGAUGAAGAGACUUCCAACUCCCUCUAUGAUGAAUGAUUAUUAUGCAGCAUCUCCAAGAAUAUUUCCACAUUUGUGUUCUCUGUGUAACGUAGAAUGUAGUCAUUUGAAGGAUUGGAUUCAGCAUCAAAAUACAUCUACUCAUAUUGAGAGUUGCCGCCAGUUACGUCAACAGUAUCCUGAUUGGAAUCCUGAGAUCCUCCCAUCAAGAAGCAGAACAGAGAUCCAAGCAAUUAGAAGGCCGAGCAUCUGUUCUGAUUGCUUCUUAUUUAUCUGUGAGGGUGAAUUGCGUCAUAACAAAAAUGAAGGCAAUAGAAAAGAAAAUGAAACUCCAAGAAGACGUUCUCAUUCCCCCAGUCCUAGACGUUCUAGGAGAUCAAGCUCUAGUCACAGAUUCCGUCGAUCUCGAAGCCCUAUACGCUAUAUAUACAGACCAAGAAGUCGAAGUCCAAAAAUUUGCCAUCGUUUCAUUUCUAGAUACAGAUCCAGAUCCCGUUCACCGUAUCGAAUGAGAAAUCCAUUUAGAGGUAGUCCAAAAUGCUUUCGAUCAGUUAGCCCUGAAAAGAUAUCACGGAGAUCAAUGAGAUCAUCAGAUAAAAAAAAAGCAUUAGAAGAUAUAGUACAACGAUCUGGACAUGGGUCAGAAUUCAAUAAACAGAAACACCUUGAAAUAGUUGAUAAAGGACAUUCACCAGCACAAAAGCCUAAAGCUGGCAGUGGAUCAAAGCCAUCAGUUAAAUCUACAAACCCUACAAAGAGUGAUGCAAAUUUGGCAAAUUUGGGGGGACAUUCUGCUCGUUACAAAGCCAAGAAUAUUGAAGAUGACACCUUACCAGAAUGUAAACCAGUGUCUGAAAAAGCUGUUUCUCUCCAGCGUAAGCUUCGGAAAGACCAGUCUUCGCAUUAUGGGUCAGUUCUUCUUAUAUCUGAAUUACCAGAGGAUGGCUGUACUGAAGAAGAUAUCAGAAAAAUAUUUCAACCGUUUGGGAAAGUUAAUGAUGUCCUUGUUGUUCCUUAUAGAAAAGAAGCUUACUUGGAAAUGGAAUUUAGAGAGGCGGUUACUGCAGUCAUGAAGUACAUUGAAACAACUCCUCUUCUGAUAAAAGGGAAAAGUGUGAAAGUAUGUGUUCCAGGAAAGAAAAAAUCACAGAACAAAGAGAUGAAGAAGAAGACCUCAGAUUCAAAGAAAGCAUCUGCAGCUGCUUUAAAAAAAGAUAUAGAUGCUUCCAAAGCUGUGGAAACUGUGACUUCAGCUUCUGCCACCAAAACUGGACAGGCCAAGACAUCUGGAGCCAAAGUCAGUAAGUCUUCAGGGAAAUCAGCGGGUUCUGUAAAAUCUGUGGUAACAGUAGCUGCUAAAGGUAAUAAAGCUUCAAUCAAAACAGCAAAAUCUGGUGGAAAGAAGUCUCUAGAAGGCAAAAAGGCUGGCAUUGUCAAAAACAAAGAUACCAAUAAACCUGUGAUUGUACCAGAAAACUCUGAAAUAAAGACCAGUAUGGAAGUCAAAGCCACUGAAAAUAGUGCUAAGGAAACUAUUUCAGAAGCUGCUGUGGAGGCCACAGAGAAAGAACCAGUUAACAAGGAAACAGAGGAAAUGUGUGUGGUACUUAUUUCUAAUUUGCCUAAUAAAGGAUAUUCUAUAGAAGAAGUUUACAACCUAGUAAAACCAUUUGGUGGUUUAAAGGAUAUUUUGAUUUUAUCAUCUCAUAAAAAGAUAUUUAUGGAAAUAAAUAGAAAAUCUGCUGAAUCUAUGGUAAAAUUUUAUACCUGCUUCCCAAUAUCAAUGGAUGGAAAUCAACUCUCAAUAAGUAUGGUUCCUGAAAACAUGAAUAUAAAAGACGAGGAAGCUAUAUUUACAACCUUGAUUAAAGAAAAUGAUCCAGAGGCAAAUAUAGAUAAAAUUUAUAAUCGAUUUGUACAUCUUGAUAACUUACCAGAAGAUGGACUUCAGUGUGUGCUUUGUGUCGGACUUCAGUUUGGAAAAGUGGCUCACCACGUAUUCAUGAGUAAUAAAAACAAGGCAAUUCUUCAGUUAGAUAGUCCCGAAUCUGCUCAGUCAAUGUAUAGUUUUCUGAAACAAAAUCCACAGAACAUUGGUGAUCAUGUUUUGACCUGUACAUUAUCUCCAAAAAUGGACUCAUCAGAGGCUCAAGCUGACAAAGACCCAGAACUAGGAAAAGAAAGCCCUGACUUGAAAAACAGUCCAGUUGAUGAAAGUGAGGUGCAAACAGCAGCUGAUAGUCUCUCUGUUAAACCUAGUGAGGUUGAAGAAGAAACUGUUCCCAACGUUGAAACAGAAACUUCUGUACAGCAGGAAGAACCUUGUGAGGAAGAACCUGAAAAAGCACUAUGUGACUCUGACUUUACUAUUGAAACGUUGGAAGUUGAAACUCAAGGAGAGGAGGUCAAAGUGGAAAUUCCUCUUGUAACAUCCACUCCAAUCAGUAUUGAAUUAUUCACUGAAAAUGUAGAGGAGUGUGUUUUAAAUCAGCAGGUGUAUACCAGUGACUUCGAGAAAGAAGAGGCAGAAAUUAUUAACCCUAAAACAGAAUUACCAGCAUCUGACACUGCAUUUAUAGAAGAAAGGAACAUCAAAGGAAUUCUAGAAGAAUCUCCAUCUGAAGCAGAAGACUUCUUUUCUGGGAUUACACAGUCCAUGAUAGAAGCUGUAGCUGAAGUAGACAAACAUGAAAUUGUUUCAGAAAUAGUACCGUCUACUUGUGUUGUGACCCUGGUACCAGGAAUUUCCACUGGGAAUGAGAAGGCAGUGAGCAAGAAGGGAAUUUCUGACAAAAGUAACAUGGAUGAAAAGGAGGAAAAUGAAUUUAAUAGUAAGGAAACCAGAAUGGAUCUGCAAAUAGGAACAGAGAAGACUGAAAAGAAUGAUGCUAGGAUGGUUGCAGAGAAGUUGGAAAAGAUCGUGGCAGCAGUGAAAGAAAAGCCUGCAGAAAGUGCUGUGUCCAAGGCAUGCCCAAAUAAAGGAAUGGGUCAGGCCAAUAAGCCUGAUGAAACUAGUAAAACUAGUAUGUUGGCUGUAUCAAAUACAUCUAGCACUAAAUCAAGCAUCAAAGCUGGUAUGGUCUCUUCUCCAAAGGUAAAAGCUACAGCUUCAAAAUCCGAAAACCAGAAAAGUUUUCUGAAAUCUGUACUCAGAGAUCAAAUAAAUGCUGAAAAGAAACUUUCAGCCAAGGAAUUGGGUCUCCUUAAACCUACAAGUGCCAGAUCAGGCUUGGCUGAAAGCAGCAGUAAAUUCAAACCCACUCAGAGCAGUGUUACCAGAGGAGGCAGUGGAAGAAUCUCAGCCCUGCAAGGCAAGGAUUCGGAACUGGAUUACAGGGAUAUUACAAAACAGUCUCAGGAAACUGAGGCUAGACCUUCCGUCAUGAAACGGCAUGACAGCAACAAUAAGACUUUGGCUGGGCAAAACACUAAGAACCCUAAAAGCACCACUGGUAGAAGUUCCAAAUCUAAAGAGGAACCAUUAUUUCCAUUUAAUUUGGAUGAAUUUGUCACUGUGGAUGAGGUUAUAGAAGAAGUAAAUCCUUUUCAAGCCAAGCAAAACCCACUAAAGGGAAAAAGAAAAGAAGCUCUCAAAAAUAACCCUUCCUCUGAAUUUAACUUAAAGAAGAGGAAGGGGAAAACUCCUGCCCCUCGUGUUGUUGAGGGGGAAUUAUCUUUUGUAACAUUGGAUGAGAUCGGGGAAGAAGAGGAUGGAGCUGCACACCUAGCGCAAGCCCUAGUCACUGUGGAUGAAGUAAUUGAUGAAGAAGAAAUAAAUAUGGAAGAAAUGGUAAAAAAUUCAAAUUCACUUCUUACAUUAGAUGAGUUAAUUGAUCAAGAUGAUUGCAUUUCCCACAGUGAACCUAAAGAUGUUACUGUACUGUCAGUGGCUGAAGAGCAAGAUCUCCUCAAACAGGAACGCUUGGUAACUGUGGAUGAAAUUGGAGAAGUUGAGGAGCUACCUUUAAAUGAGUCGGCCGACUUAAGUUUUGCUACUUUACAUACUAAAGGAGAUGAGGGAAAUACUGGAAGGGAUCCCAUUGGGUUCAUUUCUUCCCAGAUGCCUGAAGACCCUUCUGCUUUAGUUACUGUAGAUGAAAUACAGGAUGACAGCAGUGAUCUGCAUUUAGUGACUUUGGAUGAAGUGACUGAAGAGGAUGAAGACUCUCUGGCAGAUUUUAACAACCUUAAAGAAGAGCUUAAUUUUGUUACUGUUGAUGAAGUUGGAGAGGAGGAAGAUGGAGACAAUGAUUUAAAAGUUGAGUUAGCACAAAGCAAAAAUGACCGUCCCACAGAUAAAAGAGGGGAGAGAAAAAAAAGAGCUGUGGACACAAGGAGGAUGAAACUUGAAGCCUUUUCCCAAGUUGGUUCAAUAAGUGAGAAUGUUAUGGAAGAAGGUCUGAAAACCAUGAUUCAAAGACACUUGGCAGCUAAAACGCCAACCAAGAGAGUUAGAAUUGGGAAAAUGCCACCAUCGGAAAAAGCUGUUGCGAAAGACCCAAUGAAAGGUGAAGAGGCCUUCCAAAUUAGUGAAGUUGAUGAGGAAUCUGGAUUAAAGGAUUCAGAACCAGCACGAAAACGUAAGAAGAUUGAGGACUCUUCUUUAGGGAAAUCAGUGGUACCUGAUGUCCCUGAAGAUUUAGACUUCCUUGUACCGAAGGCUGGAUUCUUCUGUCCAAUUUGUUCCCUCUUCUACUCAGGUGAAAAAGCAAUGACAAAUCACUGCAAGAGUACACGUCAUAAGCAAAAUACAGAGAAGUUCAUGGCCAAGCAGAGAAAGGAAAAGGAGCAGAAUGAGGCUGAAGAAAGAAGUUCUAGGUGAUUGGGGGAAAGGGGAAAGACUUCAUUAGAAAUUCGUUUAGGGUCCAGUUGAUUUGUGUAUUUUUGUUAUCACUUAAUUUGUAAUUUUUGUUUCAGAAACAAAUAUUCAUGUUGUACAAAUUUCUGAUUGCCCUUGAUGUGGAAAGACUGACGGGGAAAGUAUGAUGGGUUUGAUUUUUAUAUCAAAUCAUCAGGCAUGGAGAAAUAUCUUUUAGAAGUGUUAAAAUAAAUGUUCCUACUGUAUAUUUAAAAUACC